This is a messenger RNA of Gamsiella multidivaricata, 2001 nucleotides long. RefSeq names its product cytochrome P450. The record is from RefSeq and is a predicted model, not a curated record. Gene Ontology annotation, molecular function: monooxygenase activity; iron ion binding; heme binding. Bases 255 to 1763 code for a protein of 502 amino acids. The transcript has 7 exons. Lineage: Eukaryota; Fungi; Mortierellomycota; Mortierellomycetes; Mortierellales; Mortierellaceae.
CGCGCAUAUAAAAAAGAGGAGGGACCCCCUUCCCUCAGACAAUUCAUACCCUCGCUCUCAUUACUUCCAUCAUCCCACCGCCACUGGACCAAACACUCAAACACUCAUUCGCGCGAUCAUUCCUCCAGCCGGCCCUCCCUCUCAUCCCCAUUGUCCACAGCAGUUGCCGGAAAACUUUGCUUAGACCUUGCUCCACAAACACACACGUGCUCGAGUCAAGUUCCUGUCGCCCGCCUAUCUCCCUCUUUCUCAUUAUGCACCCCAAUUUGUUGCUCGGCACAACUAUUGCGGCUGCUGCCCUCGCCUAUGUCCUCAGGCCCAAGAAACCAAAGACGGAGCUCGAGGCAAAGUCCGUUCCUAUCCCCAUCCCACCGAGCUAUUUGCCCCUGCAAUUGGAUUCUAUACUCAUCUACGUCCUAUCGACAUUGGCUGGUCGGGACGAGAUGGAGUUCCUGCGAAUAGGCCUCCAGCAGUUCGGAAAUACGGUGAAUUUCCGAGGAUUCAACGAAGACUUUAUCAUUGUCCUAGAUCCGUCGAGCAUCCAGCAUAUCUUGGCCAAAAAUCAACCCAACUAUGAGAAAGGCCCCGAGUUUCAGGCCAUGUUCCAUGAGUUCUUAGGGUCUGGCAUUUUUAAUGCCGAUGGCGAGACAUGGAAGACACAAAGGCAGCUCGCGAGACCUCAUUUUCAGACAUCAGAGUUCAAGGAUGCCACUCUUAUUAACAGACAUGUCGACCAGCUUAUCAAGGCAAUCGAUAACCAGCUCGACGCCAACCCAGACAAAGCUCUUGAUGUCCAGAGUCUCUUCUGUCGGUUCACAUUAGACGAGGCAACAGAGUUCUUGUUUGGCGAGACUGUCCACGCACUGGAGGACAACGAUUCUGAGUUUGCUACGGCCUUCAAUUAUGCACAAUCGAUCGUAGCCUGGCGCUUCCGAUUGCCACUGUGGAGAUACCUUGUGCCCAAGAGGCGUUUUAUGAAGGAAAUCAAGAAACUGGAUGAUUUUGUGUACAAGAUUAUCGACAGUGCCCUGGCGCGACUGGAAAAGCAAGGCCAAGGCAAGGGCGAAGGGGACGAGCACGCUACCCUUCUCGAUCACUUUUUGAAUUCCCAGGAAGAGUACAGCUUUGACAGGAAGUAUCUUCGCGACAUGUUGUUGAACUUUCUUCUCGCUGGUCGAGAUACGACCGCUUCACUGUUGUCAUGGACGAUGUGGCACCUUAGCCAGCGUCCUGAUAUUGUUGCCAAGCUAAAGAAGGAGGUCUUGGAGGUUAUUGGUCCCAAUGCAAUCCCAGAGUACAACGAUAUCAAGAAGCUGAAGUACCAAAAGCAAGUGGUGAAUGAGGUGCUUCGACUCUGUCCUCCCGUUCCUUUCAAUAUAAGACAGAGUGUUGAGGAGGAUGUGUUGCCCAAUGGAUACUACAUCCCAGCGGGCACGGCAGUGUCCUACAGUGCAUACACAACCCACCGGCUGCCAGAGCUCUGGGGAGAGGACGCUCUCGUGUUCGAUCCUGACCGCUGGGGCCCUGAGCGCGUGGGAAUGAUCAAGCCGUUCAUGUUUGUGCCGUUUCAUGCGGGACCUCGUAUCUGUCUUGGACAGAAUCUGGCAUACACGACCGCACAAGUGACGCUGACACGUCUGUUGCAGCGUUAUGAGAUCCGGGCGUCACCUGGAUUCAAGCCCGAGCAAACGGGGGACAUUGUGUUGUUUUCCCGCAAUGGGAUUGAGGUGCUUCUCAACAAGGAGAGCCUUGCAGACGUUUAAGUUUUUUUUCUUUUCCCACUUGCCCCUCUUUCCCCCCAUUCCUUCACUUCACCCACACCGCAAUUAGGGUUGUGUUUAUGGUUCUGAUUUGUUUGUGGGUAUGUAUAAGGAUUGACCAGGAUGGAAUGUGUUCUACGUGCUUUUUUGAUGUUAUUCCAGCAAAUAAAACGAGAUGUCAUUGGUUUUUGCAAAGGAGACAGACGACUGGACUGCAGCUGGCAUUGGUUUUCGCCAGUUC